This is a messenger RNA of Megalobrama amblycephala (Wuchang bream), 4569 nucleotides long. It is a transcript of the gene syt19, whose product is annotated as synaptotagmin XIX. The record is from RefSeq and is a predicted model, not a curated record. Lineage: Eukaryota; Metazoa; Chordata; Actinopteri; Cypriniformes; Xenocyprididae. Gene Ontology annotation, biological process: calcium-ion regulated exocytosis; regulation of calcium ion-dependent exocytosis; cellular response to calcium ion. The transcript has 6 exons. Gene Ontology annotation, molecular function: clathrin binding; calcium-dependent phospholipid binding; calcium ion binding. Bases 1615 to 2814 code for a protein of 399 amino acids. Gene Ontology annotation, cellular component: axon; synapse.
AAAAAAUGAAUUUAAAAAAAUCUAUGGGGUAUUUUGAGCUGAAACUUCACAGACACAUUCAGGGGACACCUUAGACUUAUAUUACAUCUUUUAAAAAGAAGUUCUAGGGCACCUUUAAUAUUUUGGAUGGUGUGGAUGUGACAGUAAUUGGAGUGGAUCAUGAUUAAAUAAUUAUUGUCAACUUGGCAUUAAAAGCACUGAAAUGCUGAUGACAUCUUGCCUGGUAAAUUAUGAACAAAUUUUUCACCACUUAUUCAUGUUUACAAGCAGACAAUUCUGAGUGUUACUCACAAUUUAAACCAUAUUUGUGAAUUACAGCAGGGUAUUUGUGUUUAGUCCUCGGACAAAAAGCGACCUUUCUCCCUAUUUAAUAUUUAUUUAUUUAUUGUUUUGUAAUGCAUAAAAUAUGUCGUAGAAUGCUUUUCAUAUUAAAUAUUGUAUUGACAUUAAAUUAAAAAAAUUCUUAACAUUUAUAUUAUAUCAUAAAACUGCACAUGUAUGAAUAAAGCUGUAUUCAGAAACAUAUUUUGAAUAUUUUGAUUUACUUUUUGAAACUGACACAAGUUUUCUUAUGUACACAUGUAGCCUUUCAGGUAAAUAAACAGUUCAGCUCAGAGCUUAUCUUUAUGUUUAGCUAUAUUUCAAUACAUAGUACAUGAUUUAUUUUAGCAAUUAAUGAUCUACAAUUUUUUUCAUGUAGAUUAUGACAUUUCUAUGCAUAUAAUUUUUUUCUAAACGUCAAAUGGAGGUCCUCCCAUCUACAACACUGACUCUUUUUCAUGAGCAAUUAUCUAAUCUCAAGCCUUGGCUAUUUGGAUAUAAGGCAGUAAUAAGCUGGCCAUUGAAUUUGCAUAGUGGAGUAGUAAAGAAGUAGGAAGAGAGCAGUUCUACAUUUGCCAGUGAGGAACAUGGUAUCCAUCUUAUAUUUCAGCUAUAGAGAGCAAAGGAAGCCGGUUUAAUAAGAAAUGAAUGAACAAGUGAUCAAACAGGUUUGCCCUUGUGUUUGCUGAGCAUCUGUCAGGUGAUCGCUGUCAACUGCGUUUGAAUAUGGAUCCACUCCGGUCAUAGUUUAUUCGUAAAAUGGAAAUAAUGGAGGAAAAUUGAAGCUUGAAAAGGUAGGCUUUGGUACUUUAUUAGUGCUUUCCUUUUUAAAAUGUAAUAAACCUACAAUGUCCUUUGUCCUUUCCUAGAGAGUAUCUCAAAAUAGACAUAUUUAAUCUAAAUACUUUAUGCAGUAUAUAUUAAAUCCUUUUAUAGUAUAUAAAAUACUGUGUGAACAGUAUAGCCCGAUUGACUAAGCCAAUUUAGGCCUUAGUUCAGUAGCUUUUAUAAAUGUUCCCUAGAAAAAAACAUUACUGGUGUGCAUCUUGAGACAAAACAAUAGCAUAUUUUAAGAUAUGUCAGUGCAAGUUGCUUUCAGUUAAAACAGCUCAAACAUGCAUUUUAGUCUUGGACUAGCUUAAGCCUUGUCUGUGAAACCAGGGGUUUAUGUUAUAUAACAUGAUACUGAUUCUUGCCAGGUUAAAUACAUGUAUGUAUAACAACUGAUAUCAAUAAACGCAGCAUUAGUAACUUUAUGUACUUAAUUUCCAGGGCUGUACAUGGCAGAAAGACAUGAUUUUCUUUACCACUUUGAGUCUGUCCUUUGGAGAAAUUCAACUGCUAUUCUCAGAGAAAGUGGAGUAUAGUAUUUUGGCCAUAUCUGCUCUCCUUUUCCUUAUAGCCCUCUGUCUUUUAAUAUGGCAGAUUUACCGCUACUGUACACUUUUUCCUGUUUUACAAAGAGCUGGGAAUAUUGUGCUAGCAGAUGCCGUAUUGCCUAAAAGCGGAGGUUUUCAGUAUGGUACACAAACACGAGACUCUAAGAUGGAGGUUCAUUAUGAGGAACUGAGCCACCAACUGUCACCUGGCUCCUCUUGCACCAACCUGGGCAGUAGUUUCGACCUGGAUAGCAUGGUUGACCUUGAAGAGGAGCACAUCCAGGGAUCUCUGCGCUUUUCACUGUUCUAUGAUCAGCUGCAGGCCAGACUGGUGGUGACCGUACUGGACGCCCAGGAUCUGGCCGUGCGAGACUUCAGUCACAGUGUGGACCCUUUUGUUUGGGUGCGAUUGCUGUGGGCAGAGAGAGAAGAUGAGGAGCAGUGUUCACUGCACAGUGUGCUGCACGAGUGGCAGACGCGUCUAGUGAAGAAGAGCUGCAGUCCUGUGUUUGGAGAUCAGUUCUCUUGUGCUCUGGCUGAGAAGGAAGUAUCAAGAAUCACUGUUAAAUUUGAGGUUAGGGACUUUGAUAAAUACUCAAGACAUGGAAUUCUGGGAGAGGCUCGUGUUCCCCUGAACAGUCUGAAGAUAUCGUAUCCCCUAGAGUUAAGACAGGAUCUGCAAGUACCCAAGAAAGACAUGGUUGGUGAGGCGCUGCUCUCCCUGAAAUACUUGCCUACAUCUCAGAGGCUGGAGGUGGGAGUGUUGAAGAUCCGCACAGUCUGUCAUCCCAAUAAAACUGAGAGAGCUCUCUAUGCCAGAAUCAGCGUCACCUGCAACCAGUGCAAACUUCGACAUCAGAGGACAACACAGAAGAAGCGCUGGGAGGUGACUGUGUUUAAUGAGGUCAUGACCUUUGUGUUGCCUGAUCAACAGAUAAGAGAAUGCUCCAUUCUAGUGUCUGUUUUUGAACUUCAGCCUUCAAAGAAGUCCUCCAAGCGUUUGAUUGGUAACAUCCACCUCAAAACGGACAAGACCACAGAGAAUGAGCACUGGAAGCUGAUGAUGCAAUCACUACGACAGCCAAUCGCUAAGUGGCAUUUAAUCUUCAUUUGAAUACGUCUCAUGUUUAUUGACACACACAAGCUCUCAUUUCCCGAGGUGGGAGGUCAUACUCCCAACUUGUGUGUGUUUUCAGGUGGUAAUGUGGAAACAGCAUGUGCGCUGUCAGGAAUAAAAAGCGCUGAAGGUUUAUUAUUAGCGUUUCUUCAUCUAUGGACACUCUUGGCACCAUGGACUUUAUAUAUAUAUUUUUUUUUGGACUUUAACUUUUCACUUUUUAACUAACAGUAAUAUAUAACAGAAGAGAUAUUGCACCAUUUUUAUAAUAGAAUCAUUUUAUAUAAUAAUAAUUAUAACAUUUCCACUACAUCUCAAAUUAUGAAUUUUGUUUGGUAACGUUUUGUGAUGGAAAUUACAUUUUAAACAUUUUUGGAAUCCAAGGACUGACACCACUGUCUUGCUAAGGCUAAUUUCAUAGCUGACAUUUUAUAUAUUCUAAAUUUAGCUAGAUAUUUUCACACUUUAAUGUAGUAAUUAAUCAUCAGUAGUUUGUCAAAAAUACAGCUUGUUUGGAAAUGAUGCACAAUAAAAAUUAGUUGUUUUUUCAUUUUGGUAAAUAUGACCAUUUUAUUGGUCAUAUGUGAAGAAUGUUCUUCACUGACACUGUCUCUUGGUAUUUAAAAGCUAAAAAUUUGUUUUUGUUUUUACUGUAUAUUGUUCUUUUCGAAGGACAAGUUACCUACUGUAUCCACAAGAUGGCUCUCUAACACCAAUAGACUAAUCAGGCUUAUCCGUUCUUUUGACCUAACACGUCAGCCCUCUGAAUGAGGCAUUUGUUCAAGUAGUUGCACUGAACUCAUGUUGAUGUUAGUUUAGGGUAAUUUCCUAUAUAUAAUCAUAAUAAUAUCUUAAUUCUAAUGCCCCACCCACAAUUCUAAUAGAUUAACACUUCAGAACGAUUAUUGUUAUUUGACCAACUAUAAUACAGCACAUGAGGAUAAAUGUGAUUCAGCAAGCCUGCAGUGCAUAUCUAAAUAUUUAAUUGACAGUAAACUGUCACCAAGCAUGUGUUAACAUUUCUUUCCCAUCAUCUAUCUCCACACUGAAUGCGUCUGUAAUGAAAGACUUCUCACAGAUGGAUUUCUGCUGCAAAAGUUGCACACAUCACCCAUCAUUUCCAGCCCAAUGAAGCACUGGCUCACUGCUAAAAUUGCAAAGCCAGACUCAGCACUUGUGAAGGCUACAUCAUUAGUGUGAUGCUACGAUAACAACGUUUGGAAGGAGAACAGACAUUAAACAGAUGAGCAUCCCAAUGGCACUUUAUUUAGUUUUUGGCCUGCCUCCAGUUUGUUUGAAGUUACUGCAUGCUCCUGUCUUGUAGGAGUAGAUAAUGAAUUAAGGAAAAUAUCUCGACUUUGACUCAUAAUGAGCAGAUGUUACGGCACCUCCGCUGCUCAAGGCCAUUCCCAGGCAUUACAUCUCUCUCUUCAAGGACUGUUUGGUAAAUGAUUCCUUCCACAAUCUGUUAAUGAAAGUCACGAUGGGAUUUGGGAGUGAGAAGGGUGAGAAUGAGAAAUCUGGGGCCUUGGAAGGGAGAAAUGCAUUCCUUCUUUUCUUGUUUUUAUGUAAAACCGCAAUAUUACUUCUAUAGUCUUAAUAGUACCCAGCAGGGCUUAGAAAUACCAGGACAUUUCACCUCACCUAAACUUUAAUGUUACUGGAGUAAUGAUGCUGAAAAUUCAGCUUUGCCAUCACAGGAAUAAAUAACAUUUUUAAAUAUAUUAAAAUAGAAAACAGUUAUUUUAAAUA